Messenger RNA from Helicoverpa zea (corn earworm), 5739 nucleotides. It is a transcript of the gene Eip74EF, whose product is annotated as ecdysone-induced protein 74EF. Gene Ontology annotation, cellular component: nucleus. Gene Ontology annotation, biological process: regulation of transcription by RNA polymerase II; cell differentiation. Gene Ontology annotation, molecular function: DNA-binding transcription factor activity, RNA polymerase II-specific; sequence-specific DNA binding. The record is from RefSeq and is a predicted model, not a curated record. The coding region runs from base 975 to 2522 and encodes 515 amino acids. The transcript has 10 exons. Lineage: Eukaryota; Metazoa; Arthropoda; Insecta; Lepidoptera; Noctuidae.
GGGCCGCCGCACCGAGCGGACGUACGUGCACGCUCGUCUCUUAUCCUCAACACGUUACGAACGCAACCUUCAGCGUGGAACUGUAUUUUGAAAUUGUGUGUGCUCUCAAUUUGAAAAUUAUCUGACAGUGACAGGAGUGUUGCCAGUGUUUUUGAGGAAUUCUGCAAGAUUUCCUUUUGGAUGAAACUGAUUUUAUUGUAAUAUUUUGAUUUUUUAUUAUUGUGUGCAUGUGGAAGGAUCAGUGAACCUUUGGAUUGCGAUUUGGACUUGACGGAACAUUGCAUGACAGCGCGUGGUGACUCCCUGCCCCAUGUCUUCACACGGAAACCUGCCUUCCAGCGUAGUAAUACACCAUCUGGCUGUAUGAUAUGGCGCGAUAUAAGUGACCGCAUCAACUGUAUGAUCGAGUGGGAGCUGUUAGUCAGAUAGCGGCGUCAGCGUGUGCGCAGGCGAGUGAGCGCAGCGCUGCCUCUAUGCUGUAUCGACGCAGAUUUGACAUUCACCGGGACGUCGCCAGGUGAUCUCGGUGCAUCGCCGCCGUCACACUUACAACACUAUAACAUUAAAUCCAGAUGAAAAGAGAAAAAAAUCCACUUAACCUGAAAUUCUAAUGUCGCUGCUGAAGAGAAGUGGAUUACGAGGAGUGAGGUAACCUGGCCGGGAGGAGGACAAGCUAGCCGAAGAAACAGAGCCAUCUGUCGUCCAGCGGCAACAACAAACAAACCGAUAUGUGUUCCCCCGUAACUAAGUACCUAAAAUUCGCGUAAUACCUACAUCGAAUAAUGUACGUUCCGUCCAAGAAGCUGCCAAACAUUUUGAACGAAUUUAUUAGUGUAAAUACAUUUUUGGACUAUUUAUAUUUGUGUAUAGUUCGCGAGUGCUCGCGAGUGUAAGAGUGGUGUGCAAGCGCCACCUAGUGUAUAACCGUGAUAAAGGUGGCGGGGACGCAUGCGCCAUCGGGACAGGCGCUGGCGAUGCCAUUUAUUGAAGACGAAUGGUGGUCCGCGGAGAAUGAGGGCAGGAUGGUCGACCUCUCCAAUUGCCUGCAGUUCCAGGACGCGGUAGUGGCAGCAGGCGGCCAGGCGGCCGCUCAGCUCCAGCAGAUGGCCACUUCCCUGGGGGACCUCUCGCAGGCCGAGCUCACCAACAUCGUCGGCGGCCUCACGCUCGAGCCCGACACCGGCGAGGCAGCUGACCCUGACGAUAUCCUCAAACAACUGGGGGAGACUGCCUUUGAUAACUUCGAAACGUUUUUUACGGAUCUAACGAAUGCCACCGCGUCUUCUGUACCGCCUAUUGAAAUAAAGCAAGAAGAAAACAACAACAUAUCAUCGCCAGCGUCCAGCAGCCAACUACAAGGCUAUUACCAACAAAACAGUCAAUUAGCCCUGCCGAACAACGGCCAGCAACGGUUACAACAACUGUUGAGAUCUGGCACGAGUGCAAUCAACAAUGCCGUGACAAAUAACAUCAAUAAUGGGAGAUAUAACAUCGCUUCUGCGAAUCCGCUGCUUGCUGAGAAGCUGUCGGCGUCUCCUAGCGGGAUCAAGCAAGAGCCAAUCAGCUCGGACUACAACACGACGAGUAUGAACUACGGCAGCGCGUCGCCGAUGCAGAGGAUGCCGAGCGGGAAGCCGCAGGUGCACGAUGCUGGUGGAGGUAAAGUGGACGGCGAGCCGGCCGGGCUCCCGCUGAGCGCGCGCAGCUCGCUGAGCCGGGCGCUGCUGCUGCUGGCACCCGGGCCCACCGCGCGGCAUCACCUCUACACCGCCCCCAACACAGGUUCUCUCCCCCCGUCGCCGGCGGACAGCGGCGUGUCGGACGUGGAGUCGUCUUCAUCAGGCGCGGGCUCCGCCGAGGAGCUGAAGGCGCGCCUGCAGCCGCCGCCCCCCGCGCCCUUCCACGCGCCCUUCCUGCCCUUCUACCAGCACCACCAGAUCGCCAACACGCUGCAGCACCAUGCCACCGCACACCCCCGACCACCAGUGGGAGGCGGGCACGAGCGCGAGGCGUACGGGUACGGGUACGGCGGCGGCGGCGGCGGCGCGCACCACUUCGCCGCGCCCGCGCCGCCGCCGCUGCCGCACGACGAGCUGCCCUACUCCGUGUUCGACUUCGGCGAUUACCAGCGGCAUCACCACCACAACAAGCUCAAGCCCAAGAAGAGGCCGCGCGCCGAGGGCCCGCCCACGCCCGGCGUGAAGCGCAAGAGCCGCGAGGGCUCCACCACCUACCUGUGGGAGUUCCUGCUGAAGCUGCUGCAGGACCGCGAGUACUGCCCGCGCUUCAUCAAGUGGACCAACCGCGAGAAGGGCGUGUUCAAGCUGGUGGACUCGAAGGCGGUGUCGCGCCUGUGGGGGCUGCACAAGAACAAGCCCGACAUGAACUACGAGACGAUGGGGCGCGCGCUGCGCUACUACUACCAGCGCGGCAUCCUCGCCAAGGUGGACGGCCAGCGCCUCGUCUACCAGUUCGUCGACGUGCCCAAGGACAUCGUCGAGAUCGACUGCUCGCUGGCGUAGGCCGCUGGAAUCUCCCUCGACGCCCAGACGUGGAUGACGUGUGACGUGGAUAACGUGUGACGUAUGACGUGCCGCAGGACACUCUCAGUCGUGACGCGGUGUGUAGAGGACGCGUAUUCAUUUCGCUCUUACAUUACUAGUUUUUUCACUAAUAGUUACAAUUCGUCUAUUUUUCAAAUCAUCAUGCAUUACGUUUUUCAGAUCGCUUCUAUAUAAUGUUAUUAAUAUAAAUAUUACUCUCAAAUCGAACUAAUAUUAACUUAUCAUUGAAUUUAAUAUUUAUACAAAAAUAGGAGAGACGAAAUUGAUUGCUCAAAUGUUUAUAUAGGUACCUAUUUUUAGGGUAUUCAGAAGAGGAACACUAAAUUUGCUAGAUGUUAUAUGGGGACGGAGUGAUUUUUGUAUAAUGUUGAAACGAAUUUUUAAAUGUUUGUAAAUGAAAUUUCUAUAUAUUGCAUGUUUAAUGUCGAUUAUACAUUUCCUCGGUCGACUGUACGAAAUCAGAACUUCCUACCUCAACCUAAGCAAAACUAACAAAUGAUUCAUAUGAAUAUACAAUUUACAUUGUUCGACACACUUUACAAUACGCAAUAAGAUAUAUAUAUAUAUAUAGUCUAAAUAAGAGUUUAUUAUAAAGAAAUAUUUACGUAAAAAUGUUUAUAUAACGAAAAUAUCUUAUAGUAAUAUCCUCAGAUGAAAUAUAUUCACUUCUUGGUGCUUUGUAUGGCCAUCUCAUAUUUACACCUUGUUACAAACGGAGCAACCUCACUGCUGUUGAGUUAUAUAUUACUAUGAACAUUUAGUGAUUGUCUAUACCUAGCUGUAAUCUGUUUCCCGAGAGCGUCCCCCGAGCGGCGCGCGCGCAGCACUCGACGCUCGGGCGCCGCUCUCGCAUCGCAUAGUCUAUCUCUAUUGUUUUACAUUUCGAUACCGAAUUAGGAAAUGAUAUUAAAUUGCAAACAUUCAUUUAAAACAAAUGUUUUGACGUAAUACUACGCAAGUACUGAUAAACCUACUGCCAACUGUCCGACAGGAACACUGACAUAAUGAAUAGUUAAGGGAUGAUUUUUGUGCGUUAAUUGUGUUAAUUAUAAAUAUAUGUUUACUAUAAGUGAGCUGUUUAAGUGGACAUGUUCUAGUUUAUUUCGUUUAUUUAAAAUUUAUAUUAAGCAUGUUGCGAGGGGGUCGCGCGCACCUCACCGCCACUCGAACAUAUCACAACAUGACCGUGCGCGCACACUUGUGUCGCAUAUCAGGCCGCUCGGAUAUCAUUUGUUAAGUUGAACAGCGCGCGACCUCCAUUUUUUGUUACCUGAAUAAAUAUUAUUAAUAAUUAAUUACGAUUUGUGGUCCAAUGUUAAUGAAUCAUAAUACUUUUAACUAGAUAGUUGUAAAAGAAAGAUCGAUUUAGGUGUAGCCUAGUUCACUUCGACAUAUACACAGAUAAAUAAUUGAUAUUUCAUUCAAUGCAAAGACAAAAGAUCCUUCUAUGUAUACAAUAAAGUUUGUUAAUAUGUAAUAGUAAAUGUAUAUAAGAGGAGGAAUUGUUAGAUGGCUUCGUGUCAAGUAUAAUAAUUGUAGAGGCCGCGUUGUCCCCGGCCGCGCCGGUCACAGAGGCACUAUAUUUUUGUAAGGGAGUAGCGUGGAGCAGGGCGCGAGUGCUGGUGACGGGCGCGGGUGGGGGGGCCUCGCACUGUGAGGGUCACACGAGCCUUAGGAGUAGGGAGGAGGUACAAUGGGUGCUAUGCAGAGGGACCGCCGCGAGCGCGCUCGGGUCAGACUCGCACACGAUACAAUAAUAGGUAGACCAGUCCAACCGAUAUACAGGUGUUAACUAUAUAUUAAAUAGACCAGUGCGUUAAGUGACUUUUAUUUAGGUGAAAGAUCUCAGUAUCCAAACUUCUUCGAACAAAACCAGUGGCCGUUUCAUGUGAUUCAAAUUAAUAUAUUUAAAAAAACAAAAUUGUGGAAUUUUAAUCGUAUUUUUAUAUAGCUAGAUGGAAUUCUCAGUAAUUUUCUGUUCGGCACUACUUCUUAUGCUUUUGUAAAUAUAACUAUAGGGUUUAAUUUAUUUAUUUUGCCUGUCACGCGGUCGACGCCCAGGGACGUCACGGGCGAUGACAAACGCAUUAUUUUCCUUUUUAGGAAAUUUCGUUCUGUAGGUUACAAAUUUUAUUGUAAAAUAUCUUUAUGAAUAGAUUAGUAGGUAAUGAAUGGACCAUGGGGUGGAAGGUGAACGCUCUCAGAAUUUAUAAUUCGGCUAGUGUGUGUCCUAAUCGACGAUGUGAGAUACUAGUUACCGGUUAGUAGGCAAAAUGUUUGAGCAAGCAUUUAAAAUAAUGCUCGGAGAGUUUAAAUAAUUAUAGUCGAAUUGAUGUUGUUGAAUAAAAAAUCAAAGUUUCUAAUUACUAAUGUACUUAAAUUUUCAAUGUAAAUUUUAAAGGCACCUCGAAAAAAAAUAUUAUUAAUGAAAUUAUUUUAAAUUGAGCCUAGUCUUAGUAUCAUAAUUUGAUUUAAAAUGAUAAUAACGGACGCCGCAUUGGCACAAGGCGUCGUCGUGUAGUGGUCUAUAUAUCGCGGCCGCGGAUGUUCUGCACGUCUAAAUUAUUGUAAAUAUUUAAUGUAAUCCAAACGCACACCCUCACGACCCAUCAACGGCUAGUUAUUGGCGUCGGUAGAUAGGUGAAAUAUGAGAAUAUUUUGCGCGGAAGCAAUGAGAAGGUUAGUGAAUUCGGUGAUAGGCAGGGGAGGGCAGGCGGCCAGCAGUCUUACACGUUCGUGUUUUAUCGUUAAUUCCUAUUUCAAUGUACUGUUCGUCGAUAUUAAUGUCCAAUAUUCGAAUACGUAAUUCAUUCCGGAUGAGUGGUGUGUUACGUCUGUGUCGACAACGAGUUGUAAGAGUUACACUUUAGUUACUGCUACUCGCUCAUAGAUGGCGCUUUCGUUUCGCUUUGAUCAGUUCUAACAAAUUGAAGUAAUUAUUCUGAGAGUUGCGUGCGAUACAGUGAUGUUGCGUUAUACUUGCUUUUAGUUGUAUGCAGUUAAAGUCCGAUAUUUUAAUUGUAAUUUUAGUUGUUUAAUUUUACAAAAUACUGUAUUUUCUGCCCCCUAGUUAAGUUAUUUUUCUAUGUAUAGUUAGUUAUAAGUGUAAAUGAAUUAGCACAUAAAUUUGAUGCAUGAUGAUAAUGUUAAUAAAAUAUCCACAAUAAAAUCCAAA